AUGUCCGGCUACAAUGUCACACCGCCUCAAGCGCGGCCGGCGAGAUCGCGACCGCUGGCAUCGCCUUCCUCGGCUGCGCCCCUCAACCGAGCCGCGUCGUCCUCCGCUCGCCCCUACUACGACGCGGUCGUCUCGGACCUCUGUACGCUCGAGACGUUCCAGACCAACUUCAACACGAACGACUUCAUCGCGCAACUCACCUCCAAGCUCGUCCAGCGCUCCAAGGCCGAUCCGGGUCCGUUCAAUCCCCGCCCGUUCAUCCGCACCUUCGAGUCGGCACUCGAGCAGCUCGUCCAGAUCCGCUCGCAGGUCGACGCCCAAUCGCAGCAGCUCUCCUCAUCAGUCCAUGUGGCCGAGUCGGCAUACACCAAGAAGCUCGACGAGCUCGGCAAGAAUUUUGCAGCCGUGGGCAACUCGUUCAACAGCCUCGAGGACCGCAUCUCGGAGGUGGGCAGGACCGCCAUCCGGAUCGGCGAGCAGCUCGAGACGAUCGACAAGCAGCGCAACCGCGCGAGCGAGGCGCACGACCUCAUCGAGUUCUACUACAUGUUUGCGCGCGGCGACACGUCCAAGCUCGAGCGUCUGCGCAAGGAGGGCGGACGCGAGGGCAGGAUGAAGACCGCCGUGAUCGCGCGCCGGCUCGCGGCGAUCAGCCGCGAAGUGGAUGUGGCGGGCAGCGAGCAGACGCGCGACGCCAUCGACCGCUACUGCGAGCGCUUCGAGCGCGACAUGCUCAAGCUCUUUGACAAGUUCUACCGCCGCUCCGACCCCAAGAUGAUGUCGCACAUCGCCAAGGUGCUCCAGGGCUUCAACGGCGGUGCGAGCUGCGUGCAGAUCUACGUGAACCAGCACGACUUUUUCAUCUCCAAGGAUCGCGUGGGCGAGGCCAACAGCAUCGAGCUCAGCGAUAUUUGGACACACAUGGCCGACCCGGACCGCCCACCGCCGCAGUCGGAACCGUCGCUGUCGGCGCUCUUUAACGAAAUUCGGCAGACGGUCGAGAUCGAGGCGCAGAUCAUAUCCGCCGUGUUUCCCAACCCACUCGUCGUCAUGCAGACCUUCCUCCAGCGCGUCUUUGCACAGUCCGUCCAGGCGUUCGUCGAGGUGAUCAUGGAAAAGGCCAUGCAGAUCCACGCACCGCGCUUCGUCGGCGCAGGCGGCACGAUCGAUGCCAAGACCUCCGCCAUCGAACCCAACGCCGUCCAGCCAGGCAAUGGCCCCACCACGUCGCACUUGGCCUUCCUACGCGCCCUGCACAUGGCGCGAUCCGGUGCGCUGAGUUUGGUCAACGACCUCAAGCUGUAUGACUAUCGCGGCGCGGGCAUCAUUGCACCCUCGAGCGCCACCGGCACCAACGGAGCGGGAGGCCACGCCGGCGCCGACGGAGCCAUCUCGGACUCGAUGACGCUGCUCGGCGGCGACGCUGUGGCUGCUGCGGCGCAGCUUGCCGGUGCGGCGGCGAGCCCGCUCGCGGCCAUGCUGGACCAGUCGGUGGAGGAGCUGUUUGUGCCGUACAUGGAGGGCAUCCGCUACAUCGACCGAGAGUCGCGCAGCUUGGCAGAUCUGUACGCCGGUCUGCUGUCCAAGUUCAUCAGCGUGCACCGUGCGGCGGCGACGGCAAAGAAGGACAAGGGCUUCGCCGGCGCGGGCAACACCAUCUUCAACCGCAUGCGCAACCAGAUCUCGGCCAACCCGGACGCGUCGUCGUCCACCUCGAGCUUUGGGUCCGGGUCCACGGCGGCGACUGCCAACACGGCGGCCACCUCGGCAGCGUCGACGUCCAAGACGUCGUUCUUCAAGCUGUCGAAUCUCGCGGACCGGGUGCGCGGCACGCAUACGGCCGGGACUGCGGCCGGGGCUGCGACGACGACGACGGGGCAGAGCGGUGCCACUGCCAUGUCGGCCGAACCGAGCCAGGACGGAAGCAUGACUGCGAGCCGAGCGAGCAUCGAGGACGAGAUGGAGGAAGGCGAUGGCGAGCUGUCUCUCGAUGUGGCUGAAAAGAUGCUUCGGUGGCACGCCGAGUCGAUCGGACGAUGCGUGGAUCUCAGCUCUGCGUCCGAAGUGCCGAAAGCGACAUUUGCGCUGCUGCGCGUCCUCACCUCAGCCUACAUCAAGACGUACAUCGAGACGGCGCUGGAUUCUGCGCUAGCCGCGGUAUCUGCGCAAGAUAUUCGAGGCGCCACACUGCCGGAUUUGUCGUCGGCGCUGUCGGUGGUUCGAUCGGUGGAGCAGGUGGUGUCGCUGUGGCAGCACUAUGUGAAUACGGCGCUGGUGCCGUUGGCGAGUACGAGUGUGACGCUGCGACGCGAGAUGGUCAUCUUCAACAACCACAAUCUGCUGCGCGUGGAGGGCAAGUGCGAUGCGCUGAUGCACAGGGUGGCGGACAAUGUGGUGGGCUUCCUGGCGAAUCGACUGGCGACGCAGAAGAAGAACGACUUUGUGCCCAAGAACGACGAUCUGGCGUUUGCGAGGCAGAAUACCGAGGCGUGCGUGGCGUGUUCGGAGGCGCUGGAAAAGGUCGAGCACGCGGCACGUAUGCAUCUGUCGCCAUCUUUGCGGCUGACCACUUCGACGAGUGGCGCACUGCGCGGAUCGCCCGCAAUGGCCAAUCGCACUGGACGCGGUGUUGGAUCGACCGACAGCGGUGAGGUCAAGCGGGUGAGUUGGAGCGGCGUGGAUGAGGAGGCGGAAGACGAGUUGCAACACAGCCAUCUAUCUCGCAAUGCCGAGACGUUGCUCACGGAGAUUGGGGUUGCAUUCCACGGUCUGCUACUGGACCACUUGCGCAAGUACACCGUCAGCGCGGCGGGAGGUAUCAUGCUUACAAAAGACCUGGCGCUGUAUCAAGAAGCGAUUGGGACGUUUGGAAUCAGCGUGGUAUCGGAUCGAUUCGAAAUGCUACGUCAACUCGGCAACCUGUUCAUCGUACAGGCAUCGGUGCUCAAGUCGUACAUGCGCGAAGGUCACCUCGCCAAAAUCGACGAACGCCUGCUGCGGCCUUACUUGCUACGAAGGGCCGACUAUGCGCGCGAGGUUAGGGAUCUCGAUGAUGGUCCUGCACCCUCAACUCCCACAAGUGCAUCGCCACUGUUUGCCCAAAGUGCCCAAGGGAGGGAUCUGUUCAGCCAUAUCCCCGCCCUCAUCUCGCAAAAUCAGGGGGCGGCAAAGGAAAGUACAGCAAAGACACCGGAAGAACAAAGACUCCAUCGACUCGCAGAGGUACUAGCACAGCUCGAGCAUCACACACUAGCUGCUUCCAAGCCGACCCAAUCCAGCCCAGACCCCGUAGCAUCCACUAGCAAGUAG
Messenger RNA from Moesziomyces antarcticus, 3309 nucleotides. Its product is annotated as exocyst complex component Sec10. The record is from RefSeq and is a predicted model, not a curated record. The transcript has a single exon. NCBI's taxonomy places the organism in Eukaryota, Fungi, Basidiomycota, Ustilaginomycetes, Ustilaginales, Ustilaginaceae. Bases 1 to 3309 code for a protein of 1102 amino acids. Gene Ontology annotation, biological process: Golgi to plasma membrane transport; exocytosis. Gene Ontology annotation, cellular component: exocyst; cytoplasm.